AUGAGGCAACUGCUAUCAGUUGGAAUGGAUGGCCCCAAUGUGAAUUUCAAGUUGGUGGAUCUACUCCAGAAAGAACAUGCAGAGCUCUAUGGAGGUGCCCAGGUUGUCACAGUUGGAAGCUGUGGACUUCACACCGUCCACAAUGCUUUAAAGGCAGGCUUUACUAUGUGGCAGUUGGAAAAACUUCUGCGAGCCAUGCACUUCCUCUUUCAUAAUGUGCCUGCCAGGAGAGAAGAAGGUGAUGGGCUGCACAAAAGGAUCCUUUCAUUAUUGCAAAACUCCAUUGCAAGAACUUUCAACCCCUUCUUGACAAAAUUCCAAACUGAUGAGCCAGUGUUGCCCUUCUUGGCCAAAGAUUUGACUGAGCUGCUGAGGAGUUUACUGAGGCGGUUCGUUCAACGAGAGCUCACCCAGGACCUCACACCCCUGCAGCUGAUCAAAAUAGAUCUAACAGAUGAAAAGAACUUGGUCUCCCCAAAGAGUGUAGACAUAGGCCUGGGAGCAGAAUCUGCUAUCAAGGAACUUCAGAGCAAACCAGGAUUCAAGGUUGGUGAGCUUUCUGUGCUCACCUUCAGGCGAGAAUGUUUGCAGGGCCUGAUUAAAGUUGUUGUGAAGCUACAGGAGAAAAGCCCCCUGAAAUUCCAAGUGGCCAGGCAGAUUGCAUGCUUGGACCCUUCAAGAAUGCACAGAGAUCCCGAUUGGUGCAUCAGACAGAUGAAAGGAAUAGUGCAAACAUUCCUCCAGGGCAAACAUUUGGCAGGUGGCAUACCAGCUGGUGAUGUAAUCAUUCAGCAGUUUACAUCAUUGCUGUCUCUUGAGGGCAGAGAUGAACAAUUCCGCUCUUUCCAGCCUUUCAAGCAACGUGUGGAUGUGUUUCUACACUUGACCCUCAGCCCAUACUACAUGGACCUGUUGAGAUUCUGCCAGAGCCACUUGCCAUACAAUUUUAUGCCCACAAGUUCAUAUUAGGCCUAUAGCACAAGUGCAAACAAUAGUUCACCAGUUCAUAGAAGAUGCCUGUUUGUG
Paramisgurnus dabryanus is the source of this 1026-nucleotide messenger RNA. NCBI's taxonomy places the organism in Eukaryota, Metazoa, Chordata, Actinopteri, Cypriniformes, Cobitidae. The record is from RefSeq and is a predicted model, not a curated record.